AUGGAUAUGCCAUCCCGAAGGGCACCAUCAUCAUCCCAUUCCUUUUAUCGGUGCUCUAUGACCCCUCUCAAUGGAAGACGCCACAACAGUUCAAUCCCGGAUACUUCCUGGAUGAAGAGGGCCAGUUCCGCAAUCGGGUGGCCUUCAUGGCAUUCUCAGCAGGAAAGCGCGUUUGUCCCGAAGAGAGUCUGGCCCGAAUGGAGCUCUUCUUUCUCCUCUCUGCUCUGCUUCAGAAAUUCACCAUCAAGCUGCCCCCGAGAUCUGAACGUCGGCUGCAUGCUAACAAAUAUGACAUUUUGUCCAAUGCUCAGCUGUGUGCCGUCCCCGAGCAUUAUCCACCAAGUAUGUUCUCUAAUAUUUCAUUAUGAGAUGACGUUUUGUCCUUGA
Staurois parvus is the source of this 387-nucleotide messenger RNA. The record is from the annotation of a GenBank genome assembly. Lineage: Eukaryota; Metazoa; Chordata; Amphibia; Anura; Ranidae.